Molecule: messenger RNA, 578 nt
Organism: Cucurbita pepo subsp. pepo (vegetable marrow)
Lineage: Eukaryota; Viridiplantae; Streptophyta; Magnoliopsida; Cucurbitales; Cucurbitaceae
Product: sm-like protein LSM5
Biological process (GO): mRNA splicing, via spliceosome
Cellular component (GO): Lsm1-7-Pat1 complex; U6 snRNP; U4/U6 x U5 tri-snRNP complex
Molecular function (GO): RNA binding
Source: RefSeq, a predicted model, not a curated record
GGCUAACUAUUAAGCUUUCGUUUCGCUCGAUGUCUCGUCGAAGGGAAUAAGAAAUCGCGCCUCUUCGCACUUCACUGACACUUCGCGGCUUCAACUCGCAGGCUUUCUGAAAAACCUUUAAUCCAUGGCUAACAAUCCUUCGCAGCUACUGCCCUCAGAGUUAAUCGACCGAUGUAUAGGGUCUAAAAUAUGGGUCAUUAUGAAGGGCGACAAAGAGCUUGUUGGCACUCUUAAAGGAUUUGAUGUUUAUGUCAACAUGGUUCUUGAAGAUGUUACUGAAUAUGAGAUCACUGCUGAGGGGAGACGGAUAACAAAGUUGGAUCAGAUUCUACUCAAUGGGAACAACAUUGCUAUUCUCGUUCCCGGUGGAUCGCCGGACGCAGAAUAGGUGUGGAAUAUGAGUAGCAUAUUGUUUUGGUUGACAAACUUUGCACCAUUGUUAUGAGUAACAUUUAGUUUUCUUUCAAUGUAGAACGACGCAGGUGACAACUUUCAUGUAUUUGAUUCCUUCAUCUUCAUUGCUUCCUAUAGAAAUCUAUUGGCUCAAUUCUAAGUGCAUUUGAUUGUGUUUUAAUACA